This is a messenger RNA of Branchiostoma floridae (Florida lancelet), 4051 nucleotides long. RefSeq names its product DNA repair protein complementing XP-G cells homolog. Gene Ontology annotation, biological process: nucleotide-excision repair. Bases 184 to 4008 code for a protein of 1274 amino acids. The record is from RefSeq and is a predicted model, not a curated record. Gene Ontology annotation, molecular function: single-stranded DNA binding; DNA endonuclease activity. The transcript is spliced from 13 exons. Gene Ontology annotation, cellular component: nucleus. Lineage: Eukaryota; Metazoa; Chordata; Leptocardii; Amphioxiformes; Branchiostomatidae.
CGCACACAGCUGGAAGUCUUCAGAUUUAUGCUGUUUUAUGGGGUAAAAUAACUCAUAAAUAACGAUAAUAUAAAGAAGAAAGUAUUCCUAACCUUUCUCCACAGUUUCGCUUUCCUAUGAUGUUCUGAGGACGUUUUACACAGCUGAACUUUAGGUAGGGAUUCCUGGGGAGACUGAGGCAGGAUGGGAGUUCACGACCUGUGGAAGCUCCUGGAGCCGACGGGACGUCCCGUGAGGAUGGACACGUUAGAGGGGAAGGUUCUCGCAGUCGAUGUGAGUAUCUGGUUGAACCAGGCAGUGAUGGGCAGCUGGAACCCUCGCGGUGGGAACAAGAACCCGCACCUCAAGGUUCUCUUCAACCGCAUCUGUAAACUGCUCUUCUACCGGAUCAAACCGGUCUUUGUCUUCGAUGGGCGCAUGCCAGAACUCAAGAGGAAGACUCUUGCUGCUCGGAGGAAGAGGAAGGAAGCAGCAGAGAAGGAGACCAGGAAGGUGGCGAACAAAGUCCUACAGAACUACCUGAAGGUGCAGGCACUCAGGGCCGUGCGGGGAGAGACGGGCGCGGGAACGGCUGGCCCUGUACCCACCCCACAGCUCAACAAGCCUGGAGACUCGGACUUGUUUGAGCUACCUCCGCUACCUGAACAACAGGGAACCAGUGCGGAAAGUACAGAGGCAGACAUUGACUUGUGGGAGGAACGACAGGCAAGACAAGAGAUUGUUCAGACGGAGUUCCAAGACAUCACAAAGGUUGAUGUGGAGUCUGAGGACUUCAAGGCUCUUCCUCCAGACAUCCAGCAUGAGAUCAUCAUGGACCUACAGGAGAUGAGGAAGAGACACUUGUUCACUCUCGCCAAGCAUGUUCCUGAGGAGGCUGACAGUUUUUCAAAUAUGCAGCUGUCCAACCUGCUGUCCAGGAGCAAGCUGUCCCAGCGGCUGGGCGAGGUGCGCAAAGACAUGAACAUGCAGGCCUCGGGUGCAGUUAGCCAGUACCUCAGCCAGGGGGCGUCGGUGGAGUCCCGGAGGGUGGUGUCAGAAGAUACGGCUCACUAUGUAUUGGUGAAGGGUGUGGGGAAGCAAGAAAGAGAGGAGAGAGUAAGAAGAGAAAAGGAAGAAAAAGAACAAAACAAAAGAAAGGAGAAAGAAGAAAUAGAGGCAAGAGAAUUAAAAGAGAGGAAAGAAAGAGAAGACAAAGAAAUGAAUGAAGUAAUCAAGGAGAGAAAAAGAAGGAAGGAAGAAGAGGAAAGAGUGGAGGGAGAAAUGAAGGAAAAAAGGGAAGAAGGAGAAAGCUCAAAAGAGAAGAGCCAAGGGAGUAAAGGUCAUAAGCUUAUAAACUAUCCUCCAUUCCCCAAACAUUUUCUAGAACAUUUACGGAGACAGAGAGAUUCUGAUGUUAUGAUCAUAGACGACAGUAAAGGAAUUCCGUAUCAUAGCCAUCUCUGCGAGUAUCACCGACGAAUGAGGGAGCCAGACCUGGUUGUUUUAGAAGAGCGGCAAGUUGAAACAAACGCUGAUUCUACUCACAGCGAUGACGUGAUGUUUGUAGAGGAGAAGCUGGCACCGGAUUCGUGGAGAAAUGAACGCAGGGUCGUGAACGUGGAUUUGACGGGUGCGCCCGUAGACUUGACCUCAGAUUCUGACGAAGACGUCACGCCAGGAAGAGUGGACCAUGUUGCAGAAGACGUACCAAAUUCCAUGAAAGACAAGAAGACUCAGGAAGUAGCAGGAACACACUCUUUCCAAGGGAGCUAUGAGGCUGAUGUAAAUGAAACUGCAAAAAAAGACGGGAGAAUAAUCAGUGAUCCGAAUGUAUCAUCUACUAUAGACAGUACCACAAGUAGAGAAAACUCUUCACCAAAUGCCUCUGCUUCUAGAAAAAGGACAUCUCAAGAAGCGAACCUGGAAGAAGCCGUAACAAAAAGGCAAAAACUUGCGACAGACUCAACGCUUGAGGAAUCCAAUGAAGAUGUCAUUGACAAGCAGACUAGAGUCGUUAGAGGAGAAUCAGAGGCAUUGCAGGAAGAAAAAGGAGCUUCACCUUUGCAAGAUGACUCUCCUGAUGAUGACAAGAAAAUUUGUUCUGUAGAACAGAAAAGUCAGACAGUGAAAGAAGGAAAUCAUGAUGAACAAGUGAAACGAAACAUAAACGGAACAGUUGAAUCUCCUAGCAGGAGUAGAGAUUCUUCAAACAAGCUCAAUAACUCAGGGAAACAAGACUCAACUGAACAAACUGUACAAGAAAAUGACAAUGGAUUAGCACAGAAAAAGGACAUACCAGUUAUAACAUUACCAGAGCCAGGACAGGAUAUAAGGCCAACUAGGCCGGAACUGCAGCCUCCUGUGGCCACCAUCAACAUUGCAGACUCUGAUGAAGAGGAAGAGUUUGUAGAGGUGACUGUGGACCCCAGGAAGCCUGGGGUUGAGGACGAGCUAUUCCCUGCUAGUGUGUUCCAGAUGACUGAGUCACAGAAGGCAAGGACUAGUAGAGAUGACAGCAACAAUGUUCCCUCUUUGAAGGCAAACUUUGAUCUUCUCAUGUCUGAACAGGGUCUGAGAUCGGUAGACCGUGUGGACAAGAAGGAUAGACUCCCAGACCCUGGGCUUUUUGCGGAGAGUCUGAGCAGCAGUCGAUCAGGGAGUCAAGCCAACAGUCAAACCUCUACCCCUAGCACUAGCAGACCUCACUCACCUACCCAGGAACAGCCCCCUGCAUGGGAAGGGUUGACCCCAGGUAACCUGUCAGAAGUGGAGCAGGACCUUCAGACUGAGAGGAGAACCUUACAGGCCCAGCAGGCUCGGCAGGAGAAACUAGCAGCCUCCAUCACUGAGCAGAUGUAUGUGGAGAGUCAGGAGUUACUGCGGCUGUUUGGCAUCCCGUACGUCCAGAGCCCGACAGAAGCGGAGGCGCAGUGCGCUUUCCUCGACCAAUCAAAACAGACGGAGGGCACCAUAACUGACGACAGCGAUGUGUGGUUGUUCGGGGGGCGACAAGUUUACAAAAACUUCUUCAGCCAGCAACGAGACAUGGAAGUUUUCAAGUACAAGGAUGUUGUUUCACAGUUAGCAAUGGACCGGUCCAGGCUGAUUAACUUUGCCCUGCUUACUGGAAGUGACUACACAGAGGGUAUCCAGGGGGUGGGCAAGGUGCUGGCCAUGGAGGUUCUACAGGAGUUCCCAGGGGAGGGCAUCGCUGCCUUACAGGCUUUCAGGGCAUGGUGGGAUGAAGCACAGAAACAAGAGAAGAUCCCACAGGAAACUCCCAUCAAGGCGAAGCUGCGUAAACUGGAGCUGUCCCCGGGGUUUCCUAACAUCACCGUGGUGGAGGCAUACCUGUCACCGACCGUGGAUGAGUCCAAGGAACCGUUUGCGUGGGGGGCGCCAGACCUGCAGUCCCUCCGACAGUUCGCCAUGCAGAGGUUUGGAUGGACCACCAACAAGACUGAUGAAGUGCUCCUUCCUGUUAUGAAGGGACUCAAGAAGAUCGAUGAUGAGACUCAGAGCAAGAUCACGUCUUUCUUUCCCAUGGAAGUGGAAGAGAAGAGGAAAAUCAAGAGCAAGCGUAUCCGGAGGGUCGUGAACAACUUCCAUCGGAAGGAGGGGGAAGAAGACGCAGAAGAGGAAUCAAAAUCUAACACAGGAAGCCCAGUGGCUGCUGGGAAGGGUGCGUGGGGAAAGGGUAAAGGGCGGGGCAAGGGUAAGGGUAAGGGUAAGGGUAAGGGUAAAGCCAAAGCAGCUAAGACUGUUGUAGUACAAAAUGCAAAUCUUUCAGAGGGGUCUUCAUCUGAGGAUGACUGGGACACUGCUGGGGGGUUUGUAUCAGAGGUCAUGCCAAAAGGUCAAGGGUCACAGAAGAGGUCAUCUGAGGAGAUGACCAAUGGAGAGAAAGGUCAGGAAGAUGAUGAGGAGAGUGAGGGCGAUGAUGAUUGUGUUAGUGAGCCACAGCAAAGGGAAACUGUCAAUAGUAAUAUGAAGAGAGGUGGGAAAAAAAAGGCCAAGAGAAGAGUGUAGUUUGGGAUGUGAAGUGUUCUUAGUACUGUUUGGUUUCAACAAG